CACAAAGCAAAACUCAUAUUAUUCAUCUCUUUAAAACAACUCCAAUGGCUUCUAUGGAUUCCACCGGUGUCGCCAACCUUCAAGAUGCCCUAAGGGUGACAGAAGAAAAAGUUGACUUUGUGGACGUAACUUCUGGCACAAGUAAGGAAACCCUUAUCAAGAAGAGAAGAGGAGGGUGGAAAUACGCAAUCCUUUUGCUUGCUAAUCAAGGCUUGGCAACUCUAGCCUUCUUUGGCGUUGGUGUCAACUUGGUCCUCUUCUUGACCAGAGUUCUCGGGCAAGAUAAUGCUGAUGCUGCAAAUAAUGUCAGCAAAUGGACUGGAACUGUUUAUAUGUGCUCCCUUAUUGGUGCAUUUUUAAGCGAUUCUUAUUGGGGUCGUUACUUAACUUGCACAAUCUUUCAGAUCAUUUUUGUUUUGGGUCUUGCUUUGCUAUCGGCAUCCUCUUUUUUCUUGCUCAAGCCACGCGGUUGCGGCGACGGCAAGAUAGCUUGCGAGCCAGUUUCAUCAAUCUUUGCUGGUGUUUUCUAUUUUUCAAUAUAUAUGGUGGCUUUUGGCUAUGGUGGACAUCAACCCACAAUAGCAACUUUCGGUGCUGACCAAUUUGAUGAAUCAAGCCCUAAAGGAAAGGAAUCAAAGGCCGUUUUCUUUUGCUACUUUUACUUUGCAUUGAAUGUUGGCUCUUUAUUUUCAAACACUAUUUUGGUGUAUUAUGAAGAUUCAGGGAAGUGGACUCUUGGGUUCAUUGCUUCCUCGGCUUCUGCAGUCAUAGGCCUUGUUUCAUACUUGAUGGGGAGUUCCGGUUACCGGUAUCUCAAGGCCUGUGGCAAUCCAUUGCCACGUGUCGCACAGGUGUUCGUCGCUGCGGCGAGGAAAUGGCAUCUUCCUGCUGCUAAUCCUAGUGAAUUGUAUGAACUUGAAGGAUCAGAAUCCGCCAUCCAAGGAAGUAGAAAAAUUCUUCACAGUGAAGACUUUGAGUUUUUAGACAGGGCAGCAACAAGAACAGAGAAUGAUCUCCAAGGACCACACAAUCCAUGGAGACUCUGCACUGUAACUCAAGUUGAAGAAGCCAAAUGUAUAUUGAAGAUGUUACCUAUUUGGCUUUGCACCAUAAUUUACUCUGUAGUUUUCACCCAAAUGGCUUCCCUCUUUGUUGAACAAGGAGAUGUGAUGAAAUCCAACAUCGGAAACUUCCACCUCCCUGCUGCUAGCAUGUCUGCCUUUGAUAUCUGUAGUGUCCUCAUCUGCACCGGGAUCUACCGCCAUAUUUUAGUCCCCGUCGCCGGAAAACUCAGCGGAAACCCUCGAGGACUCACCGAGCUUCAAAGAAUGGGAAUAGGACUCGUCAUUGGGAUGUUGGCGAUGCUUGCAGCCGGCGUCACCGAAAUGCGAAGGCUCAAAUAUGUGACUCCUGGAGAAAGAACAAGUUCAUUGAGCAUUUUCUGGCAAAUUCCUCAGUAUAUUCUUGUUGGUGCAUCAGAAGUUUUCAUGUAUGUGGGGCAGUUGGAAUUCUUCAAUGGACAAGCCCCAGAUGGGAUCAAAUCCUUCGGGAGUUCGCUGUGCAUGGCAUCGAUUUCGCUCGGGAAUUUCGUAAGCAGCCUGCUGGUGAACAUGGUGAUGGGGAUCACCGCCAGGGGCAGCAACCCCGGGUGGAUUCCGGAUGAUUUGAACUCCGGCCAUAUGGAUAGAUUUUACUUCCUCAUUGCGGCGCUUACGGCUGUUGAUUUUGUGAUUUACUUGUUCUCUGCUAGAUGGUACAAGCCAAUAAAUCUUGAAGGGGAUGAGAAGGAAUUGAUUCAGAUGAAGGAAGCUCAAGAGGAUGAUGUGAUCGGGAAAGUUUAGAAUAAUUAAUGUUUGCUUGUUUAAUUACUUGGUUUUAAUUAUUUCUAGAAGUACGGCUAAUAGUAAAAAGCUUUAGAAUAUGAUCGAGAAAGCCAGACCUGUUCUUUGUGAGAGUUGCAGUUCAGGGAAAUAAUUAACGUAAAAAGGGAUGACUGCUUUCUUGUAAUGAAGUUUUCAAGAUUUGGUAGUUUCUUCUCUUCUUAAUUUAAGCGUCCAGUAAUUGUUCGUUAUC
Molecule: messenger RNA, 2073 nt
Organism: Mangifera indica (mango)
Lineage: Eukaryota; Viridiplantae; Streptophyta; Magnoliopsida; Sapindales; Anacardiaceae
Product: protein NRT1/ PTR FAMILY 7.1-like
Exons: 6
Coding region: 45-1841 (598 amino acids)
Biological process (GO): transmembrane transport
Cellular component (GO): membrane
Molecular function (GO): transmembrane transporter activity
Source: RefSeq, a predicted model, not a curated record